AGGGAGAAGCCUUCCUCUCGUGCGCUCCGGGAGAUUCCAGUGGCCUGGCAAUUAGUGACCAGGGCGAUACGGGGAACCGACACUCAAAUAUCCAGACCGCAACGGACGCUCAAGGACAAGCCGUGCAUUCCUGGGGAGGAACAACGCGCUUUUAGUGGAUCUACCAAAAUGCAGAGGAGUGGCAAGAACAAGUUAUUUCCUCUGAGCAUCUUUACCUUUCAGUGAACUCUAGCUAAUAAGGAGCAGAAACAUAAACACGGCGAGGCAGGAGACGGCUGCAUACACCUCUGCCUGCGGUGAACAGCACUGUCAGCUUCAGGAAACAUUCUCGAGAAAACCUGUCUACACUCUGGUGAGCUCACCUCUCAAGGGUCCGGGGCAUUGUGAACCUGACUGAUGUCCUGUCUCCAUGCCAACCGAAGUCUCAGGUCGUGAUAAACCUAAACCCUCCUGUCAGAAGGUGACCUCUCUGCCCCAAUCCAAGCUCUACAGGAAUAUGCCCGGCCUGCACGAUGGACUCCAACAGCACAGAGUUGGGCCUGUACUCACCAUCCGACGCCCUGGAAGUGGGAAUCUACCCGGCAUCCACUCCAUGGCCAUUGCUCCAGAACACAAGCCUCAUCAACCUCAGUGAUGUUUUCAAGCUCAAUGGGAGUAAUGUCGAGGUUGAUGGUCAAUCCUAUGAUCCUCUGGGCGGCCAUUCACUCUGGCAGGUCAUUCUCAUCGUUGUGUUUACAGGACUGCUUUCCCUUAUUACUAUUAUAGGCAACAUCUUGGUCAUGGUGUCGUUUAAGGUCAACCGCCAGCUCAAAACAGUUAACAAUUACUUCCUACUAAGUUUAGCCGUGGCAGAUCUCAUCAUUGGGGUCAUCUCUAUGAACCUGUACACUACCUACAUUGUCAUGGGCCACUGGGCAAUGGGAAACUGGGCAUGUGACCUCUGGCUAGCAAUAGACUACGUAGCCAGCAAUGCAUCUGUCAUGAAUCUGCUGGUCAUUAGCUUUGACCGGUAUUUCUCCAUCACAAGGCCUCUGACGUACCGUGCCAAACGCACCACCAGGCGGGCAGGAGUGAUGAUUGGCCUGGCGUGGUUUGUGUCGCUCAUACUUUGGGCUCCUGCCAUUUUGUUCUGGCAGUAUUUUGUAGGAGAAAGAACCGUUCCAAUGGAUAAAUGCUACAUUCAAUUUCUCUCAGAGCCUAUUAUUACAUUUUGCACUGCAAUGGCAGCUUUCUACCUGCCGGUGACGAUAAUGAGUGUUCUGUACUGGCGAAUAUACAAAGAGACAGAGAACCGUUCUCGGGAACUUGCAGGAUUACAAGGCUCGGUUGGAAGGUUCGGAGGCAUCGAGCGACCGCGCUUCCAUCUCCGUGCCACUGGGGGGAGCUCUAGAAGCUGCAGCAGCUUCGAACUGGGCCAACCUGGCCACAAACAAAGCUCCCUUCAUGGCCUGAGUGGCCGAUUCCACUGCUGGGGGUGGAAGGCGGGUGGCAGGGAUAAAGGUGGGCCGCACCGGGAGGCAGAUCAGAGCAGCAGCGACAGCUGGAAUAACAACGACGCUGGACUGUCAGCCGACCACUCGGGCUCAUCUGACGACGACGAGAGCGCGCCAUCCACCACGCGGGCGAUAUUCUCCAUUGUUCUCAGUCUGCCUGGCAUGAAGGCAGCUGUAAACUCCCAGGUCACUUCUUGUGAGGAUUUGGACACUGAGGAAGAUCCAUUACGGUCCCCUGUGGAGAACGACGGCAGGGAUGGCAGCAUCACCCGCUCCAUCACCAACGGGAACAAGAGGUUUGUUGGAAGCAUGAGUAAAGUUCACUCAGUGUCUGCCAUACAACCGUCAAUGGAUCCAAACAUUGAUGGAACCAACACCACUGUUAAAUCCCCCUCAGCGCCUAUAACUUUCAAAGAGGCAGUCCUAGCAAAGCGUUUCGCAGCUCGCGCAAGGACGCAAAUCACCAAGCGGAAGCGUAUGUCGCUAAUAAAAGAAAAGAAAGCGGCGCAAACUCUAAGCGCCAUCCUUUUCGCUUUCAUUAUUACGUGGACACCUUAUAACAUUAUGGUGCUAGUAAACACCUUCUGUAAUGGCUGCAUACCUGAGAACCUCUGGGCUCUAGGCUAUUGGCUAUGCUACGUUAACAGUACAGUAAAUCCUAUGUGUUAUGCCCUUUGCAACAAGACUUUUCGUACCACUUUCAAGAUGAUCCUGCUUUGUCGCUGGGAUCAGAAAAAAAGCAAGCCAAGCUUUCCACAAAGACAGGCUGUGAGAUUUCACAGGAGCAUACCUACAGACUCCACAUAGCAACCUGGUGGCAAAGCUAACUUGCUAAUGCUAAAAUGUAAGUUUCAAAGGGUGAUUCCUCAAGUAUCUGUACUAUAUAAUGAAGCUUUAAUGUGUGAAUCUCAACGUAGAAGUGUAGACGUCAGUCACUUAGGAUUUCGGGUCACUAGAUUGUAAAAUUUUAAGACACUGUGGUUUAGUGUACAAAGAGUUUCAGUGAUACUGAAGCACAACAAAGCAAGUGCAGUGGCCAUCAGAACUUUCUGUGGACUUUUAUAUGCCUUUUACUAAAUCAGCAGUGCCAACUUUCAGGAGUUCAGCAGCGACAUAUAAAAAGGACAUUUGAAAGGAGACUGUAUUUUGAAGCUCAAAGAGCUGAUUGGAUGUGAUGCUCUCAAUUACUUGUUUGACUAUUUUGGGGUUGAAUAUUAAAUAUCUCGUUUUUGUCAGUAAAACAGAAACUAAAAUGUGAUUUUUAAAUAAGGUGAUGUAUAUCAAAGUAUUUACAGUGAAGAUAUUUCUUUUUCUAAGUGAACUGUGCUGAUUUCUGUGAAAAUGUGCCACACAGAGUUUCAGUGUCUUUGCUGUCUCGGUAAGUGUAAGUGUUCUAUUCAUAAACAGCACUUCCGUAAGCUGCUCUUGUAUAAAGCGUGGUUGUUUACAUUUGUUUUGCUACAAGUAUUUUAAUAGCUAUUAUGUAGGUUUUCAGUGCACAUUAUGUUUGUAUAUUUUGGAAUGCCUUAUGUUUGGACUUUAAGAUUGUGCACUGAAUAUACUGGGCUAGCUGUGAAAUCAUUUAUGGAACCUAAAGAAUGUUUUUAACUGUUUAAUGGACAUUUAGAUUUUUAUAUUAGUGCAUUGGAACAUAAUUCCAUUUACAGCCAAACUGUCUGCUGUCACCACCAUGUUUGGGAAUGCCAGGCUUUAACAUAACAGGCCAAUUUAGUUUCCCAAAGCAGCUGCAGAUUUGCUUUAUAAAAAGCACACAAAAUACAGAAUUAUUGUGUCUUUUUUCAACUAUGGGCUCCUUUGGCACUGUAGAGAAAUAAAAAUAACUUAAAACAGUUAAUUUAAUUUGCCUACAAACAACCCUGCUGAAAAAAAAGUGGGUAUGCUGGUUAGGUUUGUUUUGACGCUGGGAUGCUUGUUUAUGCUGGUCCUUUGCUGGUUUAUGCUGGUCCUUUGCUGGUUUGUGCUGGUCCUUUCGCUGGUUAAUGCUGAUCCUUUGCUGGUUUAAGCUGGUCAUGUGCUGGCAAAAGAUCAGCAUAAACCAGCGAAAGGACCAGCACAAACCAGCAAAGGACCAGCAUAAACCAGCGAUAGGACCAGCAUAAACCAACAUCCCAGCGUCAAAACGUAAACAGCAUAUGCCUUUUUUUUUCAACAGGAAAUAUCCAACAGGGGUCAUCAAUCAGUGGUCAAUAUCCAACACAUCAUGUAUAUGUGGAUUUCCAUCAUAUCUCAAAUAAUGUAUUUAAUAACAGUAAUAAAGUUUAUUAUCAUUCUUUGCUGGAAAUUGCAUUUAAAAAAUUUAUGGAAUGUCCCUUUUGAAACACGCAAUUAAAUAACAUUCUUCACAAAAAUUAAAGCUUUAUUCGAAAUAACAAAAAUUUUAAACUUGCCAUUCUGUUCCAACACUAGUGUUUUGAAGAAAUAUUAUGAAUAAUUGCCUGAUUUGUAACUUACCCACCAUUUGUAUUAAAUAAACACAAACCUUUUGAUAUGUUUUUAUGUUUUACAUUGCAAACGAUGGCUGUAUGUUUUGUAAGGCCUUGUAAGAUCAAAGUUAAAAUUGAGCUUCUGUGCGGUAUGUUGUUUGUGGCUGUGCUGUCGUUUUGUUCCAAAUUGGCUGUGUAGAAGUUAGAAUUGAAUUAUAGAGUUACUGUCAGAUUUGUGAUAACUGUUGGAUGUUACAAAAAUACAGCCCAGUGCAAAAUGCAUUUUUAUCCUCCGAUUGUUUCUCAAAAUAAAUGUAACAUCUUAAAAUGAA
Molecule: messenger RNA, 4269 nt
Organism: Carassius auratus (goldfish)
Lineage: Eukaryota; Metazoa; Chordata; Actinopteri; Cypriniformes; Cyprinidae
Gene: chrm3a
Product: cholinergic receptor, muscarinic 3a
Exons: 4
Coding region: 513-2300 (595 amino acids)
Biological process (GO): adenylate cyclase-inhibiting G protein-coupled acetylcholine receptor signaling pathway; chemical synaptic transmission; G protein-coupled receptor signaling pathway, coupled to cyclic nucleotide second messenger
Cellular component (GO): dendrite; plasma membrane; synapse
Molecular function (GO): G protein-coupled serotonin receptor activity; G protein-coupled acetylcholine receptor activity
Source: RefSeq, a predicted model, not a curated record